AUGCAUAAUAAAGAGAAUGAAUAUUUCAAGAAUAUAUCUGAAUGUAAAUCGAAUAAAAAUAUCUAUAAUUAUGAUAAAAAGACAAAUAUAUUAAAUAAUAUUAAUUCAGAUAUAAAUAGUUUGUAUCAUUUAAAUAAUAAAUUAAUUUUGAAACCAUAUAGUGUUAAUAAUACCUAUAAUAAUAAGAAUAAUAUUUGUAAUGUAAAAAUUUCAGAUAAAGCAGAAUAUGAUAUUUUAGGAGAUAAAGUUAUUGAAAAUAAUUAUAAUACUAAUUUAGAAUGUAAAAAGAAAAACAAUAUUUAUAAUUAUAAAAUAAUAAAUAGUGUAGGAUUUAAAACUAAGGAAAAAGGAACAAUAAAAAUAAAAGAAAAUUACAACUAUACAAAUAAGUUUAAUAGUAACAGUAAGUCUAAAGAUUAUUUAUUUUAUUGUAGUCAACUUGAAAGAGAAACAAAUAAUUUUGCUUUAAAAAAUAAUCUUUAUAAUAAUAAAAAUGUACCAACAAAAGAAGUUAACAAAGAUUUCUUAAAAAUAAAUAAUAAAAAUCAUGUAGAAAAAGAUAAAAAAGCUAAUAUAAUUUAUUUAAAUAGUUCCUUGCUAAACGAUCAUGCGUAUCCCUAUAUAAAUUCCAAAAUUUCAAAAAACAGUAAUGAUAAUAACAAUGAGCUAAAUGAAAAACCUUAUACAAAUUGUGUAAAAUUUUUUGAAGAUCUUGAAUUUAUAAAUUCUCAAAAGAAAAAUAUAUUUUCAAAAAAAGAAAAGAAUAAUAAUUAUAAUAACAUUAGCAAUAACAAUUAUAAUAAUAGCUGUAACCUUAAUACGAAUAAUAAUAACAUAAAUAACAAUAAUGUUCAUAUUAACAAUGAAAAUAUUUUUUUAGGAAAAUCGUAUAAUAAAGAAAAUAAUAAAAUUGUGUGUAACGAUAAUAUUGCAUCUUUGAAUUUAAAUAGUAACAUAUUUAUUGACUCUUUGUUAGAAACUAAGGAAAAGUUAGAUAAUAUAAAAAAAGAAAAAAAAGAUUAUGAAAAGGAUGAAAAAUAUAUUUGUUAUCUAAAAAAUUUUGAUAAAAUUAAAAAUGUAUAUUCAGCAACCAGCAUAAGUAAAAUACAAGAUAAAAUCACCAAUAGUAUAGGUUUAGAUAAAGAAAAUAAAAAAUUUGAGGAAACUGAUAUUUGUAAAAAGGAAGAAAAAAAAACUCCUUUCACAAAUAUAUUUGAAGAAAGAAAUAAUAUAGAUAAAAUAGAAAAAAAAAAUGAACAAGAAGAAAAAAAUAUAAAUAAAAAAGAAAUAGAAAAUAAUAUAAUAAAUAAAAAAUAUUUUUUUGAAAAUGAAAAAAACAAUAUUAACAUUGAAAAAAGAUAUAGUAAUUUGGAUGAUGAAGAAAAUAAAUUAAUAAAAAAGUAUGAAAAAUAUGAAGAAAAAGUUUCAUAUAAAGAACAUGAUAAUUUAAAUAUAUUUAGGAAAUCUUUGAACUCUAAGUCAGAUUCUUCAAAAAAUUCUUAUAACAAAAAACAAAAAUGUGUCAAAUUAAAUUUUUUUUGUAAUUCAAUAGAAAAUGAGAAUAAAAAUGUUCCUAAAAGGUUAUACAUAGGAAAUAGCAUUUAUGAUGGUUUAUAUUAUAACUCGAAGAAGGAACAAAUAACGGAAGAAAAACUGCAAAAAAAUGUAACUUCAAAUUCAAAAAAAAUAAUAAAUUAUGAUGAAUAUAAAAUAUCUGAAUUGAAUGAUCCUUAUUUUAGUAAGAACAAAAUAUGUAUGGCUUGUAAUUGUAAGAUAAAUGAUAAUUUGAAUUGUUCUAAUAAUACAAAAGAUCAAAUUAUUCGUAUGAAUGAGAAAAGUAGAUUAAAUGAGAAAAUUAAAAAGGAAAUUAAUAGAGAUAUAGUAGAUAAUGAGAAAAACACACGCAAAAAUUUAUUUAUUGAUAAUUUCAAUUUAAAUAUUAUAUCUGAUAUUGAAUUAAAUAAUAAUAAAUUUGAAGUUGAAAAAAGAAAUUCUUCUGACAUUAAUAAUGUUGAUAAUACAACCACAAAUUAUAAAGAGAAUUGUAUUAGUAAUGAAAAUGUUGUUUAUGAUGAAGAAAAAAAAAUUUUUAAAACGAAAGAAAACUCAAAUAUAAAAAUAUACAAGAGAAGCUUAGAAAAAGAAAGAAUGUUGAAUUUUCCCUUAAUUCAUCUAGGAGAAAACGAUGUAAUAGUUAAAAGAAUAAAACUUUAUUAUCCUUUAAAAGAUAAAAAUAUUUUUACAAAUAUAUCAAAAAUUAUUUUUAUGACAAAUAUAAAUAUAUGCUCACUAUAUAUAAAUGAUUCCUUUUUAAUUAAUUAUGAUGAUAUAAAAAUUCACUCUUAUUUAUCUAAAGGAGGUUUCGGAGUAGUUUAUAAAGGUAUUUUAUUGAAAAAAGUUAAAAAGAGUGAAUUUCUUUUAAAUAAGGAGGAGAAUACAGAAUACAACGAACAUGAAAAAAAAAACGAGCAAGAUGAAAAAGAAAAAUUUAAAGGAGAAAAUGAUUCUGAGUCGGAAGAUGAAUAUGAAGAGUAUGAGGAUGAAGAUGAAGAGUAUGAAGAUGAAGAAGAGUAUGAAGAUGAAGAUGAGUAUGAUGAUGAAUAUGAAAAUGAAGAACAACGUGAGAAACAUAAACAAGGAAAGGUGAAGAAAGUUUGUAAUGCAAUAAAUGGAGAGAAACAAGACAUACAUGAAAAUGAAGAUAAAGAAAAUAAUAAAAAAAUAUCAGAUAUAUUUUACAAAGAAUGUAUAGAAGAAAAUGAAUUUUUUAGUGUUAUUAAUAAUGAAGAAAAUAUAAAUUUAGAAACAAAAACUAAUGAAAAAACCACGAGUAAUAACAAUUAUAGUAUUAAAAAAAAAAAAAAUAGUAUUAACAACGAAUUUCAUAAAGUAAAUAAAAGUAAUAAAAAAUUAUGUUAUUUACGUAAUAAAUUAAUAGAAAAAAUUUUUGAUGCAUUAAACAAUCAAACGAAUCAAAAUAGUUCAAAUAUAAGUAAUAAAAAUGGAAAAGAUAAAUGUGAUUAUAAGUUAGAAAAUGCAGAAAAUAAAGAAAAAUAUAUUAUUGAAAAUGUUAUAAAAAAUUUAAACGAUUACAACACAAAUAACAAGAAUAUGAAAAAAUAUGUAGAAAAUUUUAAUAAAGAAAUUGAAGAAGUCAUUUUAGAAAAUAAUAAUAAUGACAAUAUUUUUAAUAAAAAUAUAGAAAAAAAUGACAAAACUAAAUAUACUAAUGAUAAUGAUGAAACAGAUGUUAAUAGUAAAAAAGAAAACAAAAAAAAUAAUUCAACAAAAAAAACAACAAAAAAAGAUUGCAUUCAUGUUCAUGAAAUAAGAAAACUUAAAAAAAAAAUGUUAAAAUUCAUUCAUUCAAAUAAAAAAAGCGAUAAAAUUAAUAUUGAUAGAAACGACUUUUUUAAUGAGGCACAAAAAAUAAUAUGUAAACUUAAAAGCAUAAAUAAAGAUAUUGAUAAGAAAUAUUACGAAGAUCUUAUAGGAUAUUUAUUAUUAGAUGUAUAUCACAAUAAUAUUGUUUAUAAAAAUAAUUUUAGUUUUUUAUAUGUAAAUAGCAAAAAUAUAAUAACUUUCGGAUUACACAAAGAAGGUUUAUAUAUAUUUGAUAAAAAAAAUAUAUUUCAUUAUUAUAGUGAUAAAUGUAUAUUUAAAAUUAUCUUUAUGGAUGAUCAUAAAGAACUAAUAAAAUUUAAAAAUUUCACUGUUUAUAAUGUUUUAAAUAAUGAUAAAAUUAUUAAUAAUUCCUCCAUAUUGAAAUAUGAAAUAAAUAAACACAAAAAAGGUUUAAAUAAGUUAGCAAUUAUUCCAUUUAGUAAACUGAGCAUCAAUCAUUUGUUAAAUGCAUUAAUUUUUAGUUUUUUAAAAUUUCUUUUUAAUUUAAGGAGAAAAUAUUAUAAACAAUCAAAAAAUUGUCCCUGCUCCGUUGGUGGUAAUAAUAUUUUAAAUAAUAUUAUUAUAGAUAAUAAUAUUAUAUACAACAAAUAUAACAGUAAAAUUACAAAUAAGGAGAAAAAUAAUAAUUUGAAUAAAGAAAAUGAAUCUAUUUUAUUAUAUGAAAAUAUUGAUAAUUUAGAUAAAUUUUUAUAUUGUGAAUAUGAAAAUGCUGAAUUAAAUAAUAUAACUAAUGGAAAUGCAAAAAAAAAUUUUUUUAAAAAAAAUGAAAUAGAAAAUAUACAAGAAAAUCAUGUAGAUAAAUUUGAUAAUAAGAGUAAGAUUAACUCAAGUAAUUGCAUUAUUACGAGCACCUUAUUGAACACAAAUUACACAGAUGAGUCGAAAACAACUAUUUUAUUGAAUGUAUCAAAGAAUAAAAACAUAUCUAAAGAAUAUAUAAAUGAAAAAGAAUAUCAUUAUAUACCAAAGCUAAAUGAAAAUGAUGAUAUGAUUAAAGAAUCAAAUACAAAAAAAGAAUUAAAAAAGAAAAAAAAGAAAAAAGAAAAAGAAAAGAAAAAUGAAAAAGAAAUAGAAAAAGAGAAAGAAAAAGAAAAAGAAAAGAAAAAUGAAAAAAAAGAGAUUGAUAUUGACAAAGAGGAAUUAAUGUAUAUGAAAAUACCUGUAGCUAUUAAAAUACAUGACUUAAAAGAUAGUAAAAAUUUAAAAAAUUUUUUAAGAGAAAUAGAAAUAUAUAAGAAUAUUCAAUAUGAGAAUAUAUGUAAAUUUUAUGGGAUAUGUAUAAAAUCAAACAAAUUAAUGUUAUUAUUGGAAUAUUAUCCCAAAGGAAAUUUAUUUAAUUUUUUAAAAAAUAAAAAGAAAAUCCAUAAAAAACAAAGGUUAAAAUGGGCUACUGAAUUAUCUUAUAUAGUUCAUCAAUUACAUUCACAUAAUCCACCAAUAAUAAAUGGAGAUAUAAAAACAUCAAAUAUCUUAAUUGAUAAUAAUAUGAAUUUAAUUAUGUGUGAUUUCGGAAAAGCACGAUUUAAAAAUUCAAAACUAUACAGUAAUUUUGGUUCAUAUAGAUAUAUGGCUCCAGAGACUUUUAGCUGUACUACUGAAAUAUCUGAAAAAAUUGAUAUAUGGAGUUUAGCUUGUUGUAUUGUAGAAAUAUUUUCAAGUAAGUAUCCUUUUUAUAAUUUUUCGAAAAAUGUGAAAAUUCGUCAUGAAUUAUUAGUUAAUAAAAGAACUCCACAUAUACCUAAUUUUUUACCUAAUUCUAUAAAACAAAAUCUAGAAAGAUCUUUUAGUUUUAUACCUGAAGAAAGACCAAAAGCUUAUGAAAUAUAUAAAUCAUUAAAAAAAAUUAAAGUAGUAGAAUAA
Molecule: messenger RNA, 5265 nt
Organism: Plasmodium gallinaceum
Lineage: Eukaryota; Apicomplexa; Aconoidasida; Haemosporida; Plasmodiidae
Gene: TKL4
Product: tyrosine kinase-like protein, putative
Exons: 1
Coding region: 1-5265 (1754 amino acids)
Biological process (GO): protein phosphorylation
Molecular function (GO): ATP binding; protein kinase activity
Source: RefSeq, a predicted model, not a curated record